Messenger RNA from Hemiscyllium ocellatum (epaulette shark), 1777 nucleotides. Its product is annotated as peptidyl-prolyl cis-trans isomerase FKBP1A-like. Bases 77 to 403 code for a protein of 108 amino acids. The record is from RefSeq and is a predicted model, not a curated record. The transcript is spliced from 5 exons. Gene Ontology annotation, molecular function: peptidyl-prolyl cis-trans isomerase activity. NCBI's taxonomy places the organism in Eukaryota, Metazoa, Chordata, Chondrichthyes, Orectolobiformes, Hemiscylliidae.
CUUUUGUCGGGUGGUCUGUGAGGGGGGGGAGAGAGGAGGAAGAAGGCGAUCGUCAGGUUCGUUGUUGAGGGGAGCCAUGGGAGUGCAAGUGGAGACUAUCACCCCCGGAGAUGGGCAAACCUUCCCCAAGACCGGGCAGACCUGCGUUGUUCAUUACACAGGAUCACUGAAGGAUGGAACAAAGUUUGAUUCUUCCCGGGACCGAUCUAAACCAUUUAAAUUUAAAAUUGGUCGAAAUGAGGUCAUCAGGGGCUGGGACGAAGGAUUAGCUCAGAUGAGUGUUGGACAAAGAGCAAAACUGACCUGCACUUCUGACUAUGCUUAUGGGGAUUCUGGCCACCCUGGGGUCAUCCCACCCAAUGCUACUUUGAUCUUUGAUGUAGAGCUCUUGAGACUCGAGUGAAAGCAUUACUUGGUUUGUUUCCUGCUUUUGGCACAUACACUUGGGAGAGUUUGAAGAUUUGUGCAUUGAAUGUGCAGAACUUGGUUAUAAACACACUACAUUUACUUUCCCCAUCUACAAUCUGCAUUUUGUAGGCAACACAUUUGCUUCUCUCCUGUUCCUUUUGGGCUGUAACUUAAUCUGAUGUUAAUCCUACAGUGUUUUUCAAAAUUGUGCUUUGCUUUCUAAAUCUUAAAUUGCAUGUGAUCAAGUAUUAAUACUAAGGUGCCUGUCAUGUCAAAAGGAAAGCUGAUCAUUUAUACCACACCACUUUUAACAUUAAAUUGUUCAAGCGUAAGAUAAUAGUUUUCAAUUGACUUGGUGCAUUAAAACGCCAUAAACUGAACGAGAACCAACAACAUUGGCCAUACAGGUUGCAAUCUUCUUAAAUUUGCCAAUCUUGGAAUAGAAGUUGCUGUUGUGAUCUGCUUGUAUUGUAUAAACAUUCAUGCCAAAUAGUCAACACAAACUUAUCAUUGGGAAUUAUCCAAAACUGGAGGGUCAAAUUGAUCCAUGGUUAACUAAGAGGUUUAUUUGUGGAGGUGGGAGGGAAAGUGGGGUCAGUUUACCUUUGCUAAUUCUUGCUUGAGUUGUUUUUUAACACCAUGCUUUUCCCUGCUUGCAUGCAGGCCCAGUUGCCAAAUUUUAACUUUGCAUGUUGUUUUCAUCAAGACGUCAUCCAGAUAUUUGAUUCUACAUGUAAGUAUCUCAACAUGAUCGAGGCUUCAAUGCUAUUUAACUUGGGACAAAUGAUCAUUGUUCUCCUAAAUGUUUAAAAUCUGGUGCUGGGUAGGGAUUGAUGCUGAUUUUCAUCUUUUUAUUUUGCGAGGAGAGGAUGUGUUAACUUGUACAUUUUCCAAAAAUCAUCAGAUGCUAAUGGAUGAUUCUCUCACCUCAGCUGUAGAGGAUGCCCAAUGAUGUUUUUAGUUUAGUUGUGAAUCAGGAAGGCAGCAAAAUCAUUGGAGACUGAUAAACUGAUGAUUAAUGUUGGGACCAUAGAAAUGUAAGUUGUGCUGUUAAUACUGGCAGAGGCCCAGCUUUAUAUCAGUGCAAUAGAUAUACAAUACCUGUUGCAGAGUUCACAUUAAGCUAGACACUUCUCCCUCUGCCAUUCUUGCCUCAGCCAUUCUUGGAGGAUCAGCCAGUAUAUCCCUUUUUGUAACAAGUUAAUUAGGUGCUAGCAACACAUUUGUAAGCAGGACAUGCUGAUCAUCACUACUGUCAUCCCAUCUCUAUCUAUUUAGUGUGGCUUAUGAUACUUUUAUUGCAUGUAGCUCUGAUCAGCAAUUCAUUUUGGAAUUCAUGGCUUUUACAAUAAAAUGCUUUGUGCCAGUU